AAUGAUAUAUGACACAUCAACACGAUGUUGCUCAUUGGCUGGCGUUGGAGAUUUUAAGUCGCGUCCGCUGUCUUAUCUUUCUAUUCACCAGAUUCAUUCCAGAGGACUGUAUUUCAGAGGCAUACAUUCUUACAGAAAGAGAAAAAUGGCUGUGACCCAUCAGCCCGGCAGCUACGCAGCCUCAGAUUUCCAGACAGGCCUGUGUAGUUUCUGUGAUGACUGUGGGACAUGCUGCUAUGGGCUGUGCUGUUUCCCCUGCAUGUGCUGCUCCAUUGCCAGCGAUAUGGACGAGUGCUGCUUGUGCGGCCUCAACAUGGCCAUACGCAGCGUGUACAGAACCAAGUACAACAUCAAGGGCUCCUUGUGCAAUGACUGGCUUGUCCAUAGCUUCUGUCUGGUCUGCUCAGUCUGCCAGCUGAAGAGAGACAUUGAUCGAAGAAAGGAGCAAGGGGUCCUCUAAGCCGGUAAAGACUGGAGACGUGCACCGCUGCGGACUGUCAAUACGUGUAACAAGGUACAGAGAUAAAUCCACCAAAUCAAGUCUUCUGCGCAUGUCCAAUCGUCCAAUCAAAAAUGGCGACUCCAAAUUUUGAAUGUGAUAAAUGAUAAAUAUAUUGGUAUGAUGUAUUCCUUAACACCUUGACGCAAUGGUUCAAGUAAUAAACUUGUGUUGCACUUA
Molecule: messenger RNA, 679 nt
Organism: Anguilla rostrata (American eel)
Lineage: Eukaryota; Metazoa; Chordata; Actinopteri; Anguilliformes; Anguillidae
Product: placenta-specific gene 8 protein-like
Exons: 5
Coding region: 2-460 (152 amino acids)
Biological process (GO): positive regulation of transcription by RNA polymerase II
Source: RefSeq, a predicted model, not a curated record